AUUCAAUUGGUUCGGUGCGGUGUCGAGAUGAAAUCUAUUUUAGUUACGGGGUGUAACAGAGGACUGGGUUUAGGAAUUGUAAAACAUCUGGUAAAUGACACAAAUCCACCACAAAACGUCAUAGCAACUUGCCGGAUUAUUGAAAAAGCACCAGAAUUGAGGGAAAUAGCUGAAAAAAAUAGAAAUGUCCACAUCUUAACGCUAGACGUAAAAAAUACGGAUACUUUUGACCGCUUUGCAAAAGACGUGGAAUCUAUUGUCGGAGAUGAUGGCUUGAAUGUUUUAUUCAAUAAUGCCGGAUAUUCUCCGAAAUCCACCAGGAUAAAUAUGGUAAAAGCCGAACAAUUGGCUGAAACAUUUGCCAUCAAUACUAUUGGACCUAUAAUGUUAACCAAGGCGCUACUUCCGCUUCUAUACAGAGCAGCAGCAAAAAAUGUGAACGCACCAGUUUCAUGUUCAAAAGCGGCUGUAAUAAAUAUGUCAUCGUUUUUAGGCUCUGUAGAGCUCAAUACGGAUGGGGGUUUGUAUCCUUAUCGAUGCUCUAAGGCUGCAAUAAACAUGGCUACAAAAUCCCUAAGCAUCGACUUGAAAAGUCAAGGCGUGUUGGUGACCUGCAUUCACCCGGGAUGGGUGAAAACAGACAUGGGUGGCAAUAACGCACCACUUUCUGUAGAUACGAGCUGUUCUGGAAUUGUAAAGGUUAUAAAAGAGCUGAACGAAAAACAUAAUGGAGGAUUUGUCCAAUGGGAUGGAAAGGAACUACCGUGGUAAAUGGAGAUGUUGAAUUUACUGUUAUCAAAUAACGUCCAUCAACAUAACAAGCCCAAAGCCGCGGAACUUUAGAUUAAAUAUAUCGGAAGAUACAGCACAUGUGUCCACAUAAUAAAUAAAUAAAAAACAAUUUUUUACAGAGAAUCGCUUUGAAGAAAACGUUGAUUCAGAGAACAUUGACAUUAUUCGUAUCAGCACUAUGACCAAUAGGGUAGUAUUCUGCAAUAAACAAAUAAUGUUUCUUAUGUAUAUUUUGCGUAACCAAAUAAUGCUGUAUCAAGAUGCUUCCAUUCGGUUCAAGAUGUAUGUAUCUUUUUAUAUAUCAAAUAUGCUGUAUCUUACAGGGUCUUGUGCAGAACAGGUCCCCACGAAAUCGUGGUUUUUUUAAUUUUUAAUGUGGAUCCCAUAGUUAAUGGAAUGGUUUAAAAGAAAAAAAUUGUUGGAUGAACCACUUUUUCUACGAAAAAAAAUAAUUGAAAAUUCCAAAUUUUCACUACAUUUCAAUGCGAAAACUCCCUAUUAUAACCUUCAUAAAGACAGUAAAAUACAAGGUUAUGCACCGUGUUGCCAUACUCACCCUGUGUAAAAUCGACGAAAACGUUCUACUUUAUAUUCAUUUUUUUUACAUUUAGUACGCACUUUAAG
Sitophilus oryzae (rice weevil) is the source of this 1416-nucleotide messenger RNA. It is a transcript of the gene sni, whose product is annotated as C-factor. Bases 28 to 771 code for a protein of 247 amino acids. The record is from RefSeq and is a predicted model, not a curated record. NCBI's taxonomy places the organism in Eukaryota, Metazoa, Arthropoda, Insecta, Coleoptera, Curculionidae. The transcript is spliced from 5 exons.